ACACACCACUCCCGAACUGCCCAAGGAACACUGUAGGAGACACAUCUGACAACAGACUCAGGAACCCAUUGACAACAUGAUGGGGGCUCUCUUGAACACGAUAUUUGCCAUUUUCAUUUCACUAACUUUGAUAGGAGAGAAGCUAUCCACCGCUGCACCUAUGUCUCAAUUCAUCCCAGAGUCAUCCGACAUCACAGAUCCCGAUGUGCAGAGUCUUUUGGUAAACCAGGAACUUAAACGUCAGAUGCUACAGAACUGGCAGUCCGAAAAAGAAUCUUCAGACACUGAUGGUCCAUAUGCACGAUCUGGAUUGAAGCGACUUCUGGCACAAAGGCGAUUGGCUGAACAGCAAAAACGAUCAGGCAGAGGCGGUGUUGCACUCUGUUUAUGGAAGGUAUGCCCAGCAGGUCCUUGGCUGGUAUCACAGAAGUAAGACGCAUUGCUAAGCAACCGACGACACAUGACGGAAUGUGACGUAACUUCAUCCAGAAAUUCAAAUGAAAAUCAGCGCUUGACCAUACUUUUUUAUCCAUUGUAUUCGGUGACCUGAAUGAUAAUGAAUGAUUCAAUUAUACAAAGAACAUCAGUUUUGCAGAAAACAAUGUGAUACACCUAACCGAUCUUGAUGUGAAUGAACAGAAAUAGGAAAACAAUAUAUCUUUCGUACAAGCAUCCAUUUAUCAAGAGAGAGAAAUAAAACUUUAUCAUUA
Mizuhopecten yessoensis (Yesso scallop) is the source of this 710-nucleotide messenger RNA. RefSeq lists its product as uncharacterized. NCBI's taxonomy places the organism in Eukaryota, Metazoa, Mollusca, Bivalvia, Pectinida, Pectinidae. The record is from RefSeq and is a predicted model, not a curated record. The transcript is spliced from 3 exons. Bases 77 to 433 code for a protein of 118 amino acids.